AUGUCGGCUCCGGGCGCACCAGGCGGGAAGUAUCCAGGCCUCGGCUCGCCGAUGCCGUCACCAGCGUCGCGUGCAGCGUCGUCGUCAUCCAUUCGCCCGUCGUCCUCUGGACUAGGCGGCCCAAGCGUCAGCCCCAUCGUCACAUCCUACUCGAGCGCAACAGCCAAUGUUAACGGCAAUGGCAACGGGACAACUGCGUCUACUCCAACGUCAGCACGGCGGAUCACGCAACGCAUGACGAACCGUUACAGCGUCAAUGCAAUGUACUCGCUCGCGGCCGAGCAGGAUGUCGAGGUCGAGGACGAGCUUGCCCGCGCACAGAAGCGCUUGCGUGAUCUCAAAUCGCGCAUCAGCUCGCAGAGCAAGAAAAACUUUGUGCUCGAGCGCGACGUGCGCUACCUCGAUUCGCGCAUCGGCCUGCUCAUCCAGAACCGGAUUGCUGCCGACGAGAAGCGGCAAGUGCAGGAGACGCUUGAAGAGGUCGAGGAUACGCCGGGGUCCUUUCCCGAUUCCAGACGGCUCGCGCACUAUUCCAACUUCUUCUUCCUCCUCCAGAGCGAACCGCGACACAUUGCGACGCUGUGCCGACUCGUCUCGCUCAGCGAGAUCGACACGCUGCUGCAAACAGUCAUGUUCACGCUUUAUGGUAACCAGUACGAGCAGCGUGAAGAACAUCUGCUGUUGACAAUGUUCCAGAGCGUGCUAGCGGCGCAGUUCGAGUCGACGACCGAGUUUGGCGAGUUGCUACGAGCCAACACGCCUGUGUCGCGCAUGAUGACGACCUACACUCGGCGAGGACCGGGCCAGAGCUACCUCAAGGAUGUGCUGGCAGAACGGAUCAACUCGCUCAUUGAGCACCGACAUUUAGACCUGGAGAUCAAUCCACUCAAGGUCUACGAGUCGAUGGUGUCGUCGAUCGAGCACGAGAAUGGUGCUGUGCCGCCGUCGUUGCCAAAGGCAAUCAACGCCGAGACAGCCGCUGCCAACGAGGACGUCAUCUCGAUCAUCCAGCCCCGUCUGACUAUGCUCAUCGAGAUUGCCGACUCGUUCCUCCAGAUCAUCCUCAACUCGCUCGACCAGGUGCCAUACGGUAUCCGCUGGAUCUGCAAGCAGAUUCGGUCACUUACGAGGCGCAAGUACCCCGAGGCGACCGACGCAUCGAUAUGUUCGCUCAUCGGUGGCUUCUUCUUCCUCCGCUUUGUCAACCCCGCCAUCCUGAUGCCACAGGCGUACAUGCUUGUCGACGGCGUACCCGCAAAGCACCCACGACGAACGCUCACGCUCAUCGCCAAGAUGCUCCAGAACCUGGCCAACAAGCCAAGCUACGCCAAGGAACAGUACAUGAUGUCGCUCAACCCGUUCGUCGAGAACAACAAGACGCGCAUGAACCAGUUCCUUAACAAUCUCUGCGAGGUCGGCGACUUUUACGAGAGCCUCGAGAUGGACCAGUACAUGGCGUUGUCGAAGCGCGACCUCCAGAUCUCGAUCACGAUCAACGAGCUGUACAACACGCACCAGUUGUUCCUGCAGCACAUUGACGUGCUCUCCCCCAACGACAGGCAACAUCUACGCGUGCUGCUCGACGACCUGGGACCCGCGCCGCAGUCGGUCGGGCGUGCCGAGAACAACUCGCUUGACCUCGCGCUUUACUCGCGAUGGGAGACGCCCAUCCAGGACCUCUCGUCAGCACUCAUCAGCGACUCGGUCAACCAGAACGACAUCAACUUUAUGGAAACCAAGUCGAUUUUUGUGCAGCUCUUACGUUCGAUGCCGAAUGAGUCGACGAAACGACCGAUGGACCUGAUUGCGCUCGCCGAGCGCGCAGCCACGUCCAAGGAUGCGGUACACGUCCGCCGUGGCAUCAAGGUGCAGAACCUGCUCAACGAGCUCGAGCUGGCGGGUGUCAUUGACCGCUCUGACGGCUUCCGCAUCCUGCAGGACGAGGUCGCGAUGGAGAUGGUACACCUCGGCAAUGCCCGCGAGAAGGUCGUCAUGGAGACACGCUCGCUCGAGAGCGUGUACCGUACCAUCUGCGACCACAAUACCUACCUCCGCGGACAGAUCGAGCAGUACAAGGCGUACCUCGUCAACUCGCGCAUGAUGAUGGCACGGGACAAGACGACGCCGGGCGUCGGUGUGCUCUCGGUGAACGGCAAGGAGAAGAAGCCCGCCAAGCUGGCGCUCGGGCCGUACCGCUUCACGCACGCCCAGUUUGAGAAAGAGGGGAUUAUCACGGAGAGUAAUGUGCCCGAGAACCGCCGCGCCAACAUUUACUUCAACAUUGUCUCACCCUCGCCCGGCACCUUCAUCAUCGCACUGCACUUUAAGGGCCGCGAGAAGCCCAUCCUCGAGAUGGACCUCAAGAUCGACGACCUCCUCGAGAAGCAACAGAAGGACGCCGACGCCGCCCUGGACCUCGAAUACGUCCAGCUGCACGUGACCAAAGUCCUCGCGCUGUUCAACAAGCUCUUCACCAAGCGGCGAUGA
Molecule: messenger RNA, 2487 nt
Organism: Cutaneotrichosporon cavernicola
Lineage: Eukaryota; Fungi; Basidiomycota; Tremellomycetes; Trichosporonales; Trichosporonaceae
Gene: gap1
Exons: 3
Coding region: 1-2487 (828 amino acids)
Biological process (GO): regulation of GTPase activity; negative regulation of Ras protein signal transduction
Cellular component (GO): cell cortex
Molecular function (GO): GTPase activator activity; protein binding
Source: RefSeq, a predicted model, not a curated record